AUGAAAGUGAAUGGCAAAAAGGGGAAGAAACCGGAUGUUUGGCAUAUCGGGCUCGGAUGCAUCGCUUUUUUUGCAGAGCUGGAGCCAUCUCUAUCCGUCACUGAGCAAAACCUGGCAGACCGAGUUCGGUACAUCCUGCGCUCCAACAUAUUUGGUGACGCCGAACUCGAACGACUACGACGUGAGGCUGUUCCCUCAUCGGAUGGAAAUGCUACGGCUGGGAAUGCGGCGCCACUAAUUGCGCAGCAAACUGCAAAUGUGGACGCUGCCGUCAAUAUUCCAUUUGUAGUUGAUUCAGACGAUGAUGGAAUAGUCCCCCACGAACUAGAGAAAAUGAGGAGCAUAUUGGAAGAGUCGAUGCUGGAAACGCGCAGCAUGCCUCUCGAAAAUCGACCGCGACUUCCCCGCAUACCCCUUAGCAAGCGAAAUCGGGCUGUCGUGCGGGCUCUUAACCCAAUGCUGGUGACCUAUUUGGAAGCCAGCGGGACCUUUGCGAGACGGACUCUAUUCUUUUUGGCGCCGCACUGGCAGUAUGCCGUAUUAUUGGCGCCAAACUUCCCAUGGCUGGACGUGCUACUCAACAAGGUAGUGCCAUCCCAGCCUGGAGAAAAAGAAUCGAGGACCGUAUCGCAAAGGCAAGGGCCCUUAUCGGCAGACUGA
Messenger RNA from Parnassius apollo (apollo), 660 nucleotides. The record is from the annotation of a GenBank genome assembly. Lineage: Eukaryota; Metazoa; Arthropoda; Insecta; Lepidoptera; Papilionidae.